AUGGGUGCUCUCAAUAACAUCCUGGAGCCUGGAGCUAUUGUUGCCAUUUUAACCGUCGGAGCCUGGGUCAAUCGAAAGAAGAAACCACUUAGUAGCUAUGAUGAAACUCGUCCAUUGCUGCGAGAGGACAAUCCAGCAGAAAGAGGAACUAGUUGCCAUGUUGAAGCUCGCUAUGCCAGAAACAAGCAAUACAUUCAUUCUCGAGUAUUGGAGCGGUUUCCGUUUCUUCUAGAGAUCUGGUACUGGCUGCUGAUUUACUGGAUAUACCAAGGCUGCAGGGCUAUCUCUGCCCGACUCAUCUCGGGAAACGAAACCAUCUUUGAGAAUGCCGAGGCCCAUGCGAUUCAAAUCCUGACCCUUGAAGAUAUCCUGUCUAUCGACAUCGAGCUCUCCGUUCAAAGAUUUGUUCUGAAUCGAUAUCCAUGGAUGAUGGAUAUUCUGGCCGACAUCUACUACUCACAUAUUGUGCUCGGCGUCGCAUUUCUUGUGUACUGCUAUACUUUCCUCUCUCGGGAACGCUAUCAAGGUAUCCGACGUACGUUGGCCCUAGAGAACGUCAUUGCAUUUGCUAUUCUGUCGCUGUGGCGAUGCAAGCCACCACGUCUCCUCCCAGAGGAGUUUGGGUUUGUUGAUGUGCUUCAUCGAGGCAACUCGGGUUCUGCAUGGACACAGAAUAAGUUUCAACUGACCAUUGCGGCGAUGCCCUCCUUACAUUUUGGCAACUCGGUCCUCAUUGCAUUCUGUUUGGCAAUGUAUAGUCCGCACUGCUUGCUUCGCUGCGUGGCGACCCUCUGGCCUGUGAUGAUGGGAGUGACCGUCGUUGCGACUGCGAAUCAUUUUAUCCUCGAUGCGGUGGUGGGGGUCACAGUUAUCAUCCUAGCAUUCCGUUUCAACGAGGUAAUGUUGAUUCUCUUGCCAGUGGAAAGAGGAUUUCUGAGGUUACUCCGAUUGGAGAAGCCUCGGGACGAGCACACGACCUCGGGAACUAGAGUGCCAAGGUGGUAG
Messenger RNA from Penicillium longicatenatum, 1005 nucleotides. Its product is annotated as phosphatase PAP2 family protein. Lineage: Eukaryota; Fungi; Ascomycota; Eurotiomycetes; Eurotiales; Aspergillaceae. Gene Ontology annotation, molecular function: inositol phosphoceramide synthase activity. The coding region runs from base 1 to 1005 and encodes 334 amino acids. Gene Ontology annotation, cellular component: inositol phosphoceramide synthase complex. Gene Ontology annotation, biological process: sphingolipid biosynthetic process; inositol phosphoceramide metabolic process. The record is from RefSeq and is a predicted model, not a curated record. The transcript is spliced from 3 exons.